Eriocheir sinensis (Chinese mitten crab) is the source of this 1725-nucleotide messenger RNA. RefSeq names its product neuronal-specific septin-3-like. Gene Ontology annotation, cellular component: septin ring; septin complex; cell division site. The transcript is spliced from 8 exons. The record is from RefSeq and is a predicted model, not a curated record. NCBI's taxonomy places the organism in Eukaryota, Metazoa, Arthropoda, Malacostraca, Decapoda, Varunidae. Bases 139 to 1089 code for a protein of 316 amino acids. Gene Ontology annotation, molecular function: molecular adaptor activity; GTP binding; GTPase activity. Gene Ontology annotation, biological process: cytoskeleton-dependent cytokinesis.
CUUUAUUUAUCCUCUCUAACCCUUUUUAUCCUUACUGUCACACUUUCUGACCUCUCUAACCCUCUGUGCAUCAUCUAGUCCUUCUGUGACCUUCCCUGACCUCCCUUGCCCCCCUGUGUCCCCGGUGCGUGGUCCAGGAUGCCCCAGGCGGCGUUGGGCGUGUCCCCGGCGGAGGGCUCGGCCUACGUGGGCAUCGACACCCUUCAGGAGCAGACCAGGCAGAGGGCGCUAAGGCGAGGCUACACCUUUAACCUGCUGGUGGUGGGACGCAGUGGGCUUGGCAAAUCAACGCUAGUCAAUACACUAUUCAAGUCUUCAGUGGCCAGAAGGAAAGAUGGCAAGGAAGAGCCCCUGCCCUCCACCACACAGGUCAAGAAGGUGGAGACUACGGUGAGCGAGGGAGGCGUGAAGCUGCACCUCACAGUCACGGACACUCCUGGUUUUGGGGACCAUAUCAACAACGAGAACUGCUGGGAGCCCAUCAUCAGCUACAUCGAGCAGCAGUACAGCCGCUACCUGGAGGAGGAGCAGAAGGUUCAGCGCCUCCUCAGAAUCCCCGACACACGCGUUCACUGCUGCCUGUACUUCAUCCCUCCGUCCGGACACUCGUUGAGUUCGCUCGACGUGGAGGUGUUACGAAGGCUAGACAAGGUGACGAACGUAGUGCCCAUCAUCGCAAAGGCCGACACUCUCACCAUGGAGGAGAGAGACACCUUCAAGGAGAGGAUCCGAGCUGACCUCAAGGACCACGGCAUCAAGAACUACCCUCUGGAUGACACUUCUGAGGCCGAGUUUGCUAAGAUGAAGGAACGGCUGCCGUUCGCGGUGGUGGGCAGCAGCCAGUGGCAUGAAGUACACGGCAGAAAGGUGCUGGGCAGGCGCUCCACGUGGGGGCUGGUGGAGGUGGAGAACAAGGCGCACAAUGACUUCGCCUGCCUCAGAGACAUGCUAAUACGAACACACAUGCAAGACCUCAUCGACUGCACGGCGGAGGUCCACUACGAGAACUACCGCCGGGCCAAGCUGACGCCCCUGCAGAACGGCGACGCAGCGGAAAGCAAGAAGGGGGACGCCCAGAGCAAGCUAUGAGCCCACCAUCACCACCACCAUCACCACCACUGAUAAUGACGAGUGUAGUGAUGACGAGAAUGACUGUUUAUCUGUUACUUAAUCAUGCAUUUUAUCUACUCGCUGUGUUAGGGAGAGAGUUUUUAUUGAGUAUCCUUGACUGCCCAGGUAUUUAAAAGACAUUGUGUGUGUGUGUAUGUGUGCGUGUGUGUGUAUGGGAUAGUAUACUCCUUGCUUAGCUCAAUUUAUGUUCCAAUGUUACUUUUAAGGGUUUCAGAAUGCUUAUAAUAAUUUUUUUUAUGUAUGUUAUUGUUUCAUUCGUGCGUUGAUUGGUCCGUUUUUUCAUAUCAGUCGUAAAUAUUAAGUUUAGCAUUUACGUUAGUCAUGUUAUUUAUUCUUCACGAGUAAGGCCUGUAUUUUUAAACAUAUUGGCACCCUGGAUUGCCUGUUUGAAAAGCUCCUCAUCGUGGAAGUUUCUGGGAUUUUCGUGUGAAAUGCCCCGAGGUUUGAUUUUCUCUUUCCUGCUAUUCUCUCAGCCCCACACAUCCUCUGCUUGUAUCGAAACACACGAGAAAUUAAUCAAGACAAGGAGAGGGUAUUCACCGGCUGCCUGGGAUUGAACCCGCGACCAGCGUGACGGGAGAGCUGCUCCUUACC